Plodia interpunctella (Indianmeal moth) is the source of this 2792-nucleotide messenger RNA. Its product is annotated as outer dynein arm-docking complex subunit 4-like. The transcript has a single exon. Lineage: Eukaryota; Metazoa; Arthropoda; Insecta; Lepidoptera; Pyralidae. The coding region runs from base 910 to 2709 and encodes 599 amino acids. The record is from RefSeq and is a predicted model, not a curated record. Gene Ontology annotation, molecular function: protein binding.
CUAGUGCGUCGCGUCAUCUAGGAAAAUGUUAAUAUAUAAAUCUGUGGAGGAUAUACUCAUAAAUAGGGACUAGGGAAAUCCAUACCGGUUAUAUAAGUAACUAUUAUAUGGAAAUGUGUCACUAACGGAACAUGUAAUAAGAUAUUGGAUGAAAUUCAUCUUUAAAAUGUGUCACUAACCGAACGUGCAAUAAGAUAUUGGAUCAAAUCAUCCAGGAAUAUUAAUCAGACUGAUAUAUUCAAAGUUAUUUUUGUUUGGAUAGAACAUUUAUAACUAUUUUGUAGGUAGAUAUUUUAAGUUUGACAUUAUGACUGGAUUUAUACUUUUAAAUUUCCGUUUAUGAAUAUAAUAGGUAUAGACAUAGAAUUAGUAGGUACUAACGGGGUACUUACUAAUUCCUCGAGCAAAACUCUAUUUAAAAAUAAAAUCGUCAACAACUUAACUGGCCAGAACAAAAAGAUAACUAUAUCCACGAAUAUUAAAAUGCUUAUUAUUAGUUUAAUUGAUAAUUUCUUUCAAAUCGAAGUGAAAAGUAGUACUUACGAGUAUAUAUACCUCGAUCGUAAAUCGACAUCUCACUCUCGCCUACUCUAAUAAACAUUUCGAUGAAAAUAUUUCGACGUACGAUCUUGAUAAUAAUUUGUCACUACAUACAUAUACAUCUUUACAAUCUUUAUUUCUAAGUUGAAUGAUUUCUAUCAUGAACUUUAAUUGAAACUUGCCCUCAUUUUAAGUAACUAGAAAGUUAAGAAAUGCUAUUCUUCCACAUUUGACAUUCACGUCGAAAAAAGCAUAAUGUCAUCUUGAUUUUAUUUAGAAAGAUAAAUAAAUAAUUGAUAAUAUCUAAAUAAAUAUAUGUAAAUACUAAAGAAACUUUUUGUUGGUAAAGUCUUACAAAAUUAUAUAAAUAUGGCUAACCUGGUUAUGGAAGAAAAGCAACUAUACGGUGCACUUACAGUGUACCGUGAACGCGGAGCCUACCUGCGGAGGCUCGAGCAGUUCGAGAAGGCGAAGGAUUCUUACGAUGAAGCUUUCAAGAGCACUCCUGACGACGUGCGGACGCUCACAGGGCGCAGCCAGGUGUGCGCGGACGCCGUGCAGCCCGUGCAAGCGUACGCGGACGCGGACAUGGCGCUCAAGCUGCAGCCCGCCAACAUGAACGCUCGCAACAUGCAAGCCCGCGCCAUGUACACCAUGUCGGACUUCGAGAGAUCUGUCGUCAUGAACUUCCGCGGUCUUAGGUCUCGUCGUCAACCACCAUAUUUCAUCGAAGGCAUUAAUCAAGGUUUAGAAACUAUUCAGGACUGCAUCGGAGUAAACGCUGGAAAUGUAAUGUUAGAUUUUUUACCAUUGAUAAAACAAGUAGAGGCUGCCCGUGUCGAUGACGGUGAACCGAUAAAAGUAUUGCAUAUUUCUCGCAUACCACAGCCGCUGAAGAAAAAAAAGUUAACGCAAAUGGAAGCCCGUAAGCAUUUGACUUUAGCUAGAGUUCUUGCAAUGAAAUAUCUCGGACCGAUGGCUUACGAUAAGUUUUUUCUGCAAGAGCUAACCGAAGAUAAGCGAAUACAUUCGGCUAACGCGGGAGGCAGCAUACAAUUAAAAGCUUUGGUAAAAGAAGCUCUACGUUCUCUGUCUGAGAGACAGGAAAUGUUACGUUCACAGAGACCUUAUUAUACUAUCAAAUUGUCUGAAAAAGCAGAUUCUAAGCACCAGAACAAAUAUAAAGAAGGUAUACUUAUUAAAGAACGUGAAAUUGGUGCUCGUACUUCUGAGCGUCUAUUGAAGGCAAUUGAGAAGUGCUUACGUGAAAACCGUAUCAUGGACUUGAUUGCCCAAGCGGAACGAAUGCAGAUAUUCCUCGAUAGUAAGACCCCCAGAACGUUGCCUGAUAAAGAAGUCUACACUGAUCGAUUGUAUCGAGCUGUCGGUGAAGGCUAUUUGGCACAGCAUCGUUUAUCCUAUACGCUCAGUGAGCGUGGGAACCGCCGCCGUAUUGCGUUCCUCAUGGGACUGCCCGUUGGUCGUCCUCAGUCAUUCGAUUCAGUUAUGGCAAAUUACCCAUACAAAUUCAUUGAUAUUAAGCAAGCUACUGAAAAAGUAGUGCUUACUCUCGAAAUGUGUGAGAAUGCAACAAUGAAGUGUUGGUUGCAGUACGAGCUCUCUCGUCUGUUAUGUACCCAGAAGAACUAUGCACUUGCUAAAUUCUAUGCCAAGAGAUGUCAACGCGAUGCUCAAGAGCUAGGUAAUACGACAUGGUGGCUGAACGGUUGUUUCGUUUUGAUGAGUGGCGACAUGCAACAAGGCAAUGCAAACGAAGUGCGCAUUCAAGUGGAAGAGGCUUACGAAUGGUCAAAGAAGAUGCAAGAUCCAGAAAGGGUCCAAGCGUUCCUGGCUAAGUGUGCUGAGAUGGCGGCUGAGACGGUGACGUCUGAUGAGCGCAAGGCGAUAGUGCAGCGCGAGAAGCAGAUAGUGGCCGUGCUGGAUGAUACGUUGAAGGUGGAAACAGAGGUGCUAUUCAAGAGGAUGUCGACAGUGCCGACCGGUCGCCGGUUCUCGGUGCUGCCGCGCAAGCCAGAGCCGGGUGAAGCCAGUAGGGUGGAGCGGCGCAAGCGUCGCCAGCGAGGCCUCACAAUCAUUCCCGGGCAGGAGAAAGCUCUUCCCGCGCCUCCCAAGUCCAAAGUAUUGGGCUUCCAAUUAUUCGACAUUUAAUUUUUUGCUUUCUUUAAAUACACGUCUAAUUUGUAUGUUCUUGUAAAAGAUAAUAAGUACUUAAUUCCAUAAACAUUUUUGAA